Messenger RNA from Fusarium subglutinans, 618 nucleotides. RefSeq lists its product as uncharacterized. The record is from RefSeq and is a predicted model, not a curated record. Bases 1 to 618 code for a protein of 205 amino acids. Lineage: Eukaryota; Fungi; Ascomycota; Sordariomycetes; Hypocreales; Nectriaceae. The transcript is spliced from 2 exons.
AUGUCUCCCGCCCCUGAAGACGGACUUCAGGUCACUCUUUACCAGGCUCCUUCCGACCCCCAUGGCGUUAUAAUAACAAAGGACGCGAUCAUCGCCAGGCUAAUGGCGGACCUAGCCCAGGCGAAUGCAGACAAGGAAGAUCUCCAGGCUCGUCUCACGAAACAGAAGCAGAGUGAGACGAUUUUAGAGAAUAUCAAUGACGAGCAAGACGCCAGGGUCGCCGAACUAGAAGUCAAGCUCCGCCGGCAAAUGAAAAAAUACAGAGAUCUGAAGCGUGAGCGAGAUGUCUUCGACCGAGCCCUUGACAGACAAGACUAUGAGAUCGUUGAAUUGAAGAAGGAAGUCUCCGGACAGAACAAGAAGCUCAACGACCAGGAGAGGGAGAUUGAGAGGCUAGAGACCCAGCUAGGCAUCUGGGAGAGGGUUGUCGAUGAGGAUAAUGCCUCGACAAAUUCCGAUUCUUCUUCCACGGACUAUAACUUGAUGGAUAUCGCUAGCGACGAGGAGGAGGAAGAGGACAUCGACGAAGACACCAGCACCAGCUCCAACUCCAGCUCCAGCUCCAGCACCGGCACCAUCAGCAUCGAGUCAGAGGACGAGGCUAUGGAUGACAACUAG